Hevea brasiliensis (rubber tree) is the source of this 1175-nucleotide messenger RNA. RefSeq names its product protein NTM1-like 9. The transcript has 4 exons. Bases 227 to 964 code for a protein of 245 amino acids. NCBI's taxonomy places the organism in Eukaryota, Viridiplantae, Streptophyta, Magnoliopsida, Malpighiales, Euphorbiaceae. Gene Ontology annotation, biological process: regulation of DNA-templated transcription. The record is from RefSeq and is a predicted model, not a curated record. Gene Ontology annotation, molecular function: DNA binding.
GCUUCUCUCCCUUGGACACGGCUCUCACUUCACUUACUGUCUCAUCUCUUACUUGCAAUUUCCAGUCUCUCCUCGUCUGAUUCCCAUUUUAGGAAGUGGAAUGAAAUAUUUUGCUGCUUAAUUGAGUUAGCAAAUAUUUUCUACUUUAAACUUCUUCUUGAUUUUAUUCUUGAAAUCUUAAAUACAAUUUCGUUGCAGGUGCAAAAAUACAUAGUGACUGGAAAAGAUGACAAGCCCCGUACCAUUGAUCCGACCAAACGACAAGGAAUUGCUGCUUCUUUUAAUAGCAAAAAUAAUGAACGGCUACGAUGACCCAAGAAUCCCUGUAAUUAAUAUCAACGAUCAUGAGCCUCGGGUGUUACCUGGGCUUUCAGGAGUAAUAAACUCAAGUGAUCGAGAGUGGUAUUUCUUUCGUCCUCGCCAAGAAAUAAACAGGAGGAAAACGGACGCUGGAUACUGGAAAGUUACCGGCUACGGAUCGAAGAUUAAGGAGGGACGGGAAGAGAUAGGUACAAAAACAAUAUUGGUUUACCAUGAGGGUCGUACUCCUACCGGAGUAAGGACCAGGUGGAUCAUGCACGAAUAUGAUGCCACUUGUUUUGCAGACCAACUGCGCACUUUUAUUCUCUGCAAAGUAAUGUAUAAGUCAGAUGAUGGUGGUCAUUUGCCAAACUAUAAUGAAUGUGAAACUGUUUACACUGGUUCUGAUUUAUAUCAGAUGGAAAAUUAUUCAACCUUUGGUGCUGCUGAAACAAACUGGUUUAUGAAUUUUGAAAAUCAAGCUACAAUCGAUGGGAUUCCACAACAGGAAGGCAAUUCUCCUGAACUGGCACCAUUUCCGGAAUCAAUUGAUGUCUGGAAUGACCUGAAUUACACAUCAGAUUGGCCUGUGCCAGCAGCAGAAGAGCAAAGCCCAUUUUAUGAUAAAUUUGGCUAUCCCAUGUUCUAUGGGAACAAUUACUAAGUUUAAGUUUAUCAAUGAACAGUGAUGUUAGAACUAAUAUACAUGCAUAAUAAGAGACAGAUCAUCUAUGAUGUUUCAUCUCUGCAUCGAGUGCUUGUUUUAAUUCUAGUUUGUUAUCAGGACCUAAUAGUUCGUUCUACGAGCUUUCUGCACUUGUGUUUUCCAUGUUCUGCAGGUAAUGAAUAAAAGCCAUGUUUCCUAGUUUUUGGUA